Molecule: messenger RNA, 987 nt
Organism: Parnassius apollo (apollo)
Lineage: Eukaryota; Metazoa; Arthropoda; Insecta; Lepidoptera; Papilionidae
Source: the annotation of a GenBank genome assembly
AUGCAAUGUACAGAAUGCACCAAACUUUAUCAUCUUGAAUGUCUGUCAAUACCAAGCAAUGAAGACGAUCCUACCACGUCUACGUGGCUGUGCCCUCAAUGUCAUGGAACGCAAAAAUUGGGUAAUAACGAUAACACCCUGGUUCGCUACAACCCAAAUAUAACUGUGAGGCCGGGAAAAAGGCAAGUUUUGAACUCCCCACUAAAGGCUUCAGAUGAAAGGCCAAUAACAAGGGACGAGAUGCAAGAAAUUAUCAAGGACGUAGUGACUCAAUUCCAAAAGACAAUGCGCAUCACCAUAUCGGACAUCCUAGGUACUGAAUUAAAAUCUUUGAAGGAGGAAAUAGUGGAUAUGAAGAAGUCUAUGAAUUUCAUAUAUACAAAGUAUGAAUCUAUCACAAAGGAGCAUGCAGAGGCCAACGAUAAAAUAAAACUCCUAGAGACAGAAAACGGUGCACUGCAGUCAAAGGUUGAGGACUUCCUUGAACAAACUGCUCCCUACCUUAGCAAGGACCAGAUACUGAAAAGCAUGAAGUCCUUAGAUCUUAAUAAGGGCCCAGGACCAGAUUGUGUCCCUCCUUUAUUCAUUAAGGCAUGUGUGGAUGAGCUAGUGACGCCUAUAUAUCUAAUUUUUAAGAAGUCUCUUAAAUCCGGCCUAUUUCCUGAUGUUUGGAAGUCCGGUAAAGUUGUUCCAAUUCACAAGGCCGAUAACGUCGAGGUGGUAGAGGACAUCGAACAGUUUCAAUGUGAUGUUGACCGUAUGGUAAAUUGGUGUCGAGACAAUGGUAUGUACCUGAACACAAACAAGUGCUACCGUAUGAAAUUCAGUAGAAAGAUCAAGUCACUGAACACAUCAUACAAAAUUAACGGCGACAUCAUUAAGAAAACAGAGGAAGUCAGAGACCUGGGAAUAGUGUUCGAUAAAAAAUUAACCUUCGUUCCCCACAUCGAGCAUACGCUUACAACAAGGGCGUAUAGAAUGCUAUAG